AUGUUUCUUAUAUUGGUCGGAGUGCUACUUCUGGCCUUUUAUUACUAUGGGGUUAGAAACCACAGGUACUGGGAGAAAAAAGGCGUGAAGUAUGAAAAGCCAUUAUUCAUGGUUGGCAGUUCCUUGAAGCAGUUCAUAGACAAAGUAAGUCUUUCAGAGCGGUUUGCGGUGCUCUAUAGAGAGUUUCCAAAUGAAAAAUUCGUUGGAUUCUUCGAUUUCAACUGCCCAGCUAUUCUCAUCCGCGAUCCUGAAGUGAUAAGACAUGUCCUGAACGUUGACUUCGCGUAUUUUCGCAAUCGUGGCCUGAACCCGCACAAAACGGUAGUUGAGCCUCUUAUGAAGAAUUUAUUUACUGUUGACGGCGACGUAUGGAGACUGAUGAGGAAGAAUUUAACACCAACAUUCUCCAGUGGAAAGCUUAAAGCUAUGUUCCCACUGAUUGUAGAAAGAACGGAGAAGUUGGAGAAGAUUGCUGCUGAAAUGGCCGAAUCACGCGAUGAAGUGGACGUUAGAGAACUGAUGGCGAGGUACACGACUGACUUUAUCGGCGCCUGUGGUUUCGGUCUCGAUUCUAUUGCUUUGAACGAUGAAAAUUCAGAUUUCAGAAAAUUGGGAAAGCGUAUUUUCUCUGUUACAUACAGAGACCAUUUUAUAUCUUUUAUGAAACGGAUGGCGCCGGAAACUUUAAAACAUGUUCAUUUUUUCGCACCUGAAAUAGAAAUAAAAACUACUUCAAUUAUAAAACAAAUUAUGUCAGAAAGAGACUUCAAACCAUCAGGAAGAAACGACUUUAUUGAUAUGAUGUUAGAAUUGAAACAACAGGCUAAAAUAGUCGGAGAGUCGGUAGAACAUACAAACCCCGAUGGUACUUCCAAAAUAGUGGAGUUAGAGCUGGACGAUCAGCUCCUGGCUGCUCAGGUGUUCAUAUUCUUCGCUGCCGGUUUCGAGACUUCUUCAUCAGCCAGCAGUUUCCUUCUACAUAUGCUAGCUUAUCACCCAGAGGUCCAAGAGCGUUGUCAGAAAGAAGUUGAUGAGAUUCUUAAGAAGUAUGACGGGAAACUGAGCUAUGAUGUUGUGAAGGAAUUAAAAUAUUUGGAAAUGGCAUUUAGAGAGAGUAUACGCUGUCUACCCUCUCCCGGAUUUUUGAUUAGAAAAACUGUUGCCAAGUACACAAUCCCCGGGACAGAUGUGACUCUGGACGAGGACAUGCCGGUCAUCAUCUCCACUGAAGCUUUAAGUUCUGAUAAGCAAUACUUCGAAGAUCCUGAACUCUUCAAACCAGAGAGGUUUCAUCCAGACAAUAUUCAAAACAUCAAGAGUUACACCUUCAUGCCCUUCGGAGAUGGCCCCAGGGCAUGCAUAGGUGAACGUAUGGGUAUAAUGCAGUCCAUGGCUGGUAUUGCCACUAUUCUAAAAACGUUUACAGUGUUGCCAUCUCGCUCCAGCCUCCGCAAGCCGCGCAUAGAUCCUAACUCCCUCUUCGUUCAGACCAUCAUCGGAGGACUGCCGCUCGCCAUGAAACGACGCCAGAAAGCUAAU
This is a messenger RNA of Brenthis ino (lesser marbled fritillary), 1539 nucleotides long. The record is from the annotation of a GenBank genome assembly. Lineage: Eukaryota; Metazoa; Arthropoda; Insecta; Lepidoptera; Nymphalidae.